Messenger RNA from Drosophila busckii, 1163 nucleotides. RefSeq names its product acyl-CoA Delta(11) desaturase. NCBI's taxonomy places the organism in Eukaryota, Metazoa, Arthropoda, Insecta, Diptera, Drosophilidae. Gene Ontology annotation, biological process: unsaturated fatty acid biosynthetic process. The transcript has 4 exons. Gene Ontology annotation, cellular component: endoplasmic reticulum membrane. Gene Ontology annotation, molecular function: iron ion binding; stearoyl-CoA 9-desaturase activity. The coding region runs from base 76 to 1101 and encodes 341 amino acids. The record is from RefSeq and is a predicted model, not a curated record.
UAGCGCUUAGGCUGGUGCAGGGAACAGUUGCUGCAGAUUGGGACACCUCAACAGGAUUAAUACUUGCCUUACAACAUGGUUACAGUCACGGAAAGUCAAGACAAGCUGAGCGCUGCCAGCAAGGACGCUCUGGGUGAGGCGGAGUUCAAGAAGCGCGACGUCAACUGGACAUUGGUGCUCUUCUAUAUACACCUCUAUAUAUUGGGAAGCUAUGGCACUUAUGUAACAUUCACGAGCGCCUCAUGGCCAACCAUUUUAUUCACUGCUAUGUACACCCUGAUGGGCAUACUGGGUGUCACGGUGGGAGUUCACAGGCUAUGGGCUCAUCGCUCCUUCACAGCAACAGCACCGCUGCGUGUGUUCCUCAUGAUCUGCCAGACAAUGGCGGGACAGGGAUCCAUAUACAGUCGAGUUCAAGCGCAUCGCCUGCAUCAUGCCAAGUUCCAUUGCGAUGAGGAUCCCUAUUACAGCAAGCAAAGCUUUCUCUAUGCCCAGCUGCAUGGCAAUCUGUUAGGCUACUCGCGUCAGCAGGAGCUGGCUCUGAAGGAUGUGGACAUGACAGAUAUUGAAAAUGACGAAAUCGUUAUGUUUCAGAAAAAAUACUACGCGCUGCUGUUUAUAAUGCUGAGUGUACUACUGCCAUUGAAUACGCCCUUCCAGUACUUUGGUGAGACUCUUGCCGUGUCCAUGUUCGUGGGCUUCUGGCUGCGCAGUCUGAUUGUUGUGAACGUGGGCAACUUGGUCAACUCGGCGCACUUCCUAUGGGGCAUACACAAAGGCUUCAAGCCCACCGACUCCAACAGCAUAUUCUUUAUUACCAAAUCCUUUUGGCCGCAGUUCCAUUAUCUGCUGCCUCACGACUAUCAAAGCGGCGAGUUUGGCGGCUAUGCAAAUGGCACUGGCUCCAUGAUGAUACGUGUCUUGGCCGCACUCGAUCUUGCCAAGGAUCUGCGCACAAUCUCAUCGGUGGCUGUGCGUCAAGGACUGACAGAAGCUGUGGAAACUGGACUGCCUAUUGUGGAUUGCAUUGAGAAGCAGGUGAAGCUGGAGGAGCAGACCAGACCGGAUAAUCACUACCUCAAUCGUGAAAAGUUUAUGUGAAUUGGUGCGGUCAUAGGGCUGAUUUUUGUUGUUUAAAUAAACGAACGAACAACAAAAACGCA